AUGGACUCUCAAGAUGGCGAGGUGUUCAUCAAGACAUUGGCCAGUUUCGUACGCACAAACGAGCGAUCCCUCGCCAACAUUCAUCAGUCAAGACGACCUGGCACUGCCCGGCAUGGCGCGAGCCAGAGCGUUUCGUCGAUCACAGCGCCGAGGUCGCCUACUUCUCCAGCCCCUGAGCGUAGGCCUGCCACCUCUGCCUCAAACGUGACAUCGUCCUUGGUGUCGGGGCUUUCAUCACCUUUGGCAUUUGCGGCGCAGACAACAAAGACCACACAAUUGCAGCUCACUCCUCAUCAUCUAUUUUACCUCCUGUCGCGCUUUGAGGAACUAGGUGUCAAUGUUGGCCCCAUGAAGGUGCGCCUCGAGAGUUUGCAUGAUACUUCAACGGCCACAAACUAUGUGUCCUUUUUGAACCCUUCACAACGCACGAAAAGCCGGGGUUCUGAUGCUGGUUCCAUUCGGUCGAUUUCGAGCAUCCGCUCCGUGGUGUCUGGCAUGAGCGCAAUUUUCUCAGCCUUCGGCCUAGGCUCGACGAUUUCGGCGGCACGGAACGAAAAGCAGAAGGCUGCCAUCCAAGCCGACCUCAAGCAGUUGUAUUCCGCAUUUACAAAGCUGCCGUGUCUCAAGCUUGCGCCGGAUUGGCAGGCUAAGCUUGUCCGCGGCUACGAAGAGUUCCCGUUCGAUUCAGCUGUUCCUCUUUAUGUGUUCAAAAACCUGCAGUAUCUUGAGAUCAGUGGUAUCGACUACCGUCAGUUCUUCGGUUGGGACCGACUUGCCGAGCAGUUGAAGUCGCUGUCGCUGAAUCGUGCCAGUAUUGAGGAUCCUGCAGAGAUUCUCAUCGAUAUUGUACUGGACGACAUGGACAAGCGUCGCCGAAGGUCAGCCAAGAUGCAGUCUACAUCCCCAACAUCUGCCCAGACCCAAGUGCUACAGACUCGGAGACCUCUUGUCGCAAGCCAGAGCUUUGGCGACCCCUUCCCGGCGUCAUAUCAGUCAAUGUCUUUGCCGGGAUCUCCGGAGCCACGGAGAGGGUCAGUUGGUGAUAUACUAGUGAGCCCUCUAAUGCACGAAACAACCACCGCGACCCCGCGCAUGGACCGUCGCCGGCAAUCUCUGGGUCGGAUUGAGCUGCACGAUUCUAGGGCUGACGGAGCCCAUCGUCCACGGAGUAAUUCCCCUCAACGACCGAGCACAUCGCGUCAUACAACUGCCAAUAGCAGGAACAACUACAAAGUGAAGCGUUCUGGUUCUGGUUCCUCGCAGUCCAGCAUGUCUGACUCGUGGCAUAAUCCGAGACAUAGUGCCUCGAAUCUGAUUGCUUCGGGUUUUGUGCCAGCGAACAAGUGGAGAUUUCUGAGGCAUUUGAGUCUUGCGGACAACUCCCUGACAACCGUGUCAGCUGUUAGCUUGAUCCCCCUUUCCGAGACCCUUUGGUCAUUCGACUUGUCCACAAAUCUGUUUACGCAGAUCCCUGACAGUCUUGCAACCCUGACGGCUUUGAGAGCGUUGAAUCUCUCUCACUGCAUGAUCGACUCUCUUCACUCGCUGCUACGCAACCCCUUACCUGCCAUUACCGCUCUCAACCUUCGCGCCAAUCGGCUUCAGUCGAUCGCCGGCGUCGAGAAGCUCUACCCUCUUGAGCGACUCGAUCUUCGCGAUAAUCGCAUCACUGACCCAACGGAGCUGGCACGUUUGACUGGUAUUCCCGACCUCCGUGAGAUUUGGGUGGAAGGCAAUCCAUUCACUCGGACUCACCGCAACUACCGCAUCACAAUCUUCAAUCUUUUCAGGGAAACCCCGGGCUUCACUGAAGACAUCAUCAUCGAUUCGACGGGUCCUUCGUACUCGGAAAAGAAGUACCUCAAAGAGCGUGCUGCGGUGCCUGCUGCGGUGCCGGUCAUGAAGCAGCCUGUGCCUGAGAUCCCAGCUGUUGACGUGAGCAAGCCUGCUAUUAUUCAAGAGGCUGUUGCCAAGGAUCAGUCGGCUCUCCGCAAGGAAAGACUUGCCCGUCCCACACCACGAGCUGUUGAGAGCGAGAUCAACACAAGUUCAACUAGACGAAGACGAACUCCUAAACGGCGCAUCGUGGACCUUGCCACAAAUGACCAUCCCACCAUUACCAUGGUCCCGGGCCAAUCAGAGCAUCUAGACAACGCCGAAGAUGCCCUCGCCCCAGCUGCUGUCAUCAGCUCCAGCUACGGUGCCUCGCACUCUUCACCACCUGAAGUUGCCGCAGCUGUCGAGCCGCUUGCCGCGUCGAUUGCGAAACCGACGCCAAAGGCUAACGACGCCCCGCGUAUCAACACGAGUGUGCUUCCAAACCUAGCACAAUUGUCAAAGCCUGAACCAUCGCCAGCCUGGAACGACCAGGAGCAGUGGGACAUGAGCGGAGAAGUGUACAGAAGAAAGAUCGAGGCUCUUCGCGGCACAGUCGGCAGCGGCUACCUAACUGUACUCAACGAGGAAGUAUGGGAUCCGGCCCGCGCUCCUGCGUUUGGUCAAUCUCCAUUUGGCGCCCGCACUGGUAGUGCGCCACCAGUCCAUAGUGGUCGCACCCUGGGCUAA
This is a messenger RNA of Microdochium trichocladiopsis, 2565 nucleotides long. Its product is annotated as leucine rich repeat domain-containing protein. Bases 1 to 2565 code for a protein of 854 amino acids. Lineage: Eukaryota; Fungi; Ascomycota; Sordariomycetes; Xylariales; Microdochiaceae. The record is from RefSeq and is a predicted model, not a curated record. Gene Ontology annotation, cellular component: cytoplasm. The transcript has 2 exons. Gene Ontology annotation, molecular function: protein kinase binding.